GUCUAGUUAUAAUAGUAGAAAAAAAUAUAUACGAGUAGCCGUAAUGAUUCGAAAAAAACUUUCGUAAUUUUUUUGUUUGUGAUACGGAGGCGCACAGGAACAACAGUAAGCGGACAACAGCGAAACAUUUCCUUAUCGUUCAUAUUUAUUUACAGUUGUUAACAGAGCAACCCUAACUCAGUCAAAUCUCCGAAUCCAAACGCUCUCAAAAUGGGCUCUGAAGGGUCAAGUGUAGUCGCUUUUGUUGCGGGUGGACCUCUUCAUUGCAAUAUGUAGCCAUAUGAUGUCUAGUUUGAUUAUCCCUUUUUUUUCCAGUUUCAUAAUCCAUUACAUUGACAUAUGCACAGAAUUAAGAAGUAUAUUAUGGGCCCCUGUUGUUACAACUUAAAAUUGUAAUGAUGUAUUAAUGAGUAAAUGUGGUCCUGAAUUUUGAGUUCAGUUAGUAGCUUUAUUGGGUUUUAUAGGUAAUCCUGAUGAAAAGAAAGGGUUCAACAGAAUCAUUUCGGCAACACAUAUGUUUUUAAGCUGAAUCUUAUAUGAGGUUAGUGGAUUUGGGAGAUUUCUAGGUUUGGAAAGGGUUUAGGGAUAAUCUUUAUUUGUGAAGGUGCUCAAAUAGUACCUGAUUAACAAAUAUUUGAUUGUUUCCCUAGUCAUAUGGCAAGUUCAGUGCUAUUGUUUGAAAUUCAAAUCACCUCUAACAAUCAACGCAAGCCAAACACUUUGCAGAGCUGCAUCAACUUACAGCUGUGUGCCUAGGAAUUUCAGAUUACUGGAAGAGCUUGAGAGAGGAGAAAAAGGAAUUGGGGAUGGGACUGUCAGCUAUGGAAUGGAUGAUGCUGAUGAUAUAUUAAUGCAAUCGUGGACUGGGACUAUUAUAGGUCCCCCCAAUACUGUUCAUGAAGGACGUAUCUACCAGUUGAAACUUCUCUGUGGCACAGAUUAUCCAGACAAUCCACCAAGUGUGAGAUUUCAAACCCGGAUAAAUAUGACCUGCGUCAAUCAAGAGACUGGAGUGGUUGAACCAAGUCUUUUUCCCAUGCUUGCUAAUUGGCAAAGGGAGUACACAAUGGAGGACAUUUUGACUCAACUGAAGAAAGAAAUGAUGUCUGCACAAAACUGGAAGCUUGCACAACCGCCCGAAGGCAAUGAAGAUGGAAGGAUGGAUCACAAGGGAUUAGUGCUCAAGUGUUGUAUUCUCUGAGUCACACAGAGACGUGUAUGAAGGUGAGAUAAUGUAUAUAACGUCUAUACAUACAAUAUAUUAUUUGAACUGCGGCUGUUACAUGAAUACAUAUGCAUGUUUGAGAAAGUUUUCAUUAGUUCCAUCAAAUGGUGGCUAAAUAAGAUUUAUUUGGAAUCUAUGGCAUGUUCAUAA
Messenger RNA from Mangifera indica (mango), 1375 nucleotides. Its product is annotated as ubiquitin-conjugating enzyme E2 variant 1B-like. The transcript is spliced from 6 exons. Gene Ontology annotation, cellular component: nucleus. Gene Ontology annotation, biological process: DNA damage tolerance; protein K63-linked ubiquitination. NCBI's taxonomy places the organism in Eukaryota, Viridiplantae, Streptophyta, Magnoliopsida, Sapindales, Anacardiaceae. Bases 827 to 1201 code for a protein of 124 amino acids. The record is from RefSeq and is a predicted model, not a curated record.